This is a messenger RNA of Cordyceps fumosorosea ARSEF 2679, 1506 nucleotides long. RefSeq names its product dolichyl glycosyltransferase. The transcript has 3 exons. Gene Ontology annotation, molecular function: dolichyl pyrophosphate Glc1Man9GlcNAc2 alpha-1,3-glucosyltransferase activity. Gene Ontology annotation, biological process: protein N-linked glycosylation. The record is from RefSeq and is a predicted model, not a curated record. Gene Ontology annotation, cellular component: endoplasmic reticulum membrane. Lineage: Eukaryota; Fungi; Ascomycota; Sordariomycetes; Hypocreales; Cordycipitaceae. Bases 1 to 1506 code for a protein of 501 amino acids.
AUGUCCGACGCGUAUCCAACAAUCACGCAGUGCGCGUUGGUUGCGGCCGCCUUUAAGAUUCUCCUGUUCCCCGCCUACAAAUCGACCGACUUUGAAGUCCACCGCAACUGGCUCGCCAUCACGAACAGCCUCCCCCUGUCCGAGUGGUACUACGAAGACACGUCGCAAUGGACACUCGACUACCCGCCCUUUUUCGCCUACUUUGAGUGGCUCAUGUCGCACAUCGCCCGCCUUGCCGACCCGGCCAUGGUGCACGUCUUCAACCUCGAGCAUGACUCCUGGCAGACCGUCUACUUCCAGCGCACCACCGUCAUUGUUACCGAGCUGUUGCUCGCCUACGCCCUGCAGCUGCUCGUCGAUUCCUCCCCGCUGUCCUCGCGCCGCGCCGCCCGCGUCGCUGCGCUCUCUGUACUGCUAUCGCCUGGACUGCUCAUCAUCGACCAUAUACACUUCCAGUACAACGGUUUCAUGUACGGCAUCCUCGUGCUGUCGCUCGUGCUCGCCCGCAGCAAGGACUCGCUGCUCGGUAGCGGCCUGGCGUUUGCGGCGCUGCUCUGCUUCAAGCACAUCUACGUCUACCUAGCCCCAGCGUACUUUGUCUACUUGCUGCGCGCGUACUGCCUGUCGCCAAAGUCCAUAUUUAGCAUCCGCUUUGCGAACUGCGCCAGGCUGGGCGGCGGAAUCGUUGCCAUCGUGGCGGCAGCGCUGGGUCCGUUUGCGGUGCUGAAGCAGAUGCCGCAACUGCUGAGCCGACUGUUUCCAUUUGCGCGAGGGUUGUGCCAUGCGUACUGGGCUCCCAAUGCUUGGGCCUUAUAUUCCUUUGCCGACCGCGCUCUCAUUAUUCUUGCUCCGAGGCUGGGACUCGAUAUCAAGGCAGAUGCUCUCCAGAGCGUCACUCGGGGGCUUGUUGGGGACACAUCGUUUGCCGUUCUCCCUGAAAUCAGCGCCCGUACCUGCUUUGCCCUAACACUGCUCUUCCAGUUGCUCCCACUCAUCAAGUUGUUUACGCAGCCGACUUGGGAGAACUUUAUCGGCGCAACAACGCUCUGCGGCUACGCUUCCUUUCUCUUUGGGUACCAUGUGCACGAAAAGGCCAUUCUGCUCGUCAUUAUUCCUUUUAGCUUGAUCGCACUGCGAGACAGGCGGCAUCUCUCUACCUUUCGGCCACUGGCUGUCGCGGGUCACGUCUCCCUCUUCCCUCUAUUGUUUACCCCGGCUGAGUUCCCCAUAAAGACCGUAUAUACGCUGCUUUGGUUGGUCAUUUUUCUCACAGCCUUUGACAGGCUGGCGCCGGCGUCAAGCAAACCGCGCUUCUUCCUACUUGACCGCUUCAACACGCUGUACAUUGCUCUCUUCAUACCGCUGGUAAUCUACACAUCACUGGUGCAUCAGGUCGUGUUUGGCCAGCGUCUUGAGUUCCUACCGCUGAUGCUGACGAGCGUGUACACCGCUGUGGGUGUGGUCGGCAGCGCGGUGGCGUACAUGGUUGUGUACUUUACAUCAUAA